Molecule: messenger RNA, 1408 nt
Organism: Mus musculus (house mouse)
Lineage: Eukaryota; Metazoa; Chordata; Mammalia; Rodentia; Muridae
Gene: Yeats4
Product: YEATS domain containing 4
Exons: 7
Coding region: 199-882 (227 amino acids)
Biological process (GO): positive regulation of double-strand break repair via homologous recombination; regulation of cell cycle; regulation of DNA-templated transcription
Cellular component (GO): nucleosome; NuA4 histone acetyltransferase complex; nucleoplasm
Molecular function (GO): histone H3K27ac reader activity; histone H3K18ac reader activity
Source: RefSeq, marked validated
GCCGCCCUCCCCCGCCCUUCCGCUCGGCUCUCCCAGCUCGGGGCUGAAUGGCCGACCCCGACGCGGCGCGUGUGGAGGAGGUGGCUGUCCGGCUCCCCGAGCCCAGGCGACCCGCCCUCCUCCGGCUCGUGAGGGGAGCGGCUACCCCGCCGGCCUGAGCUCUCUCCCUGGCCGCCGCGGCUCCUUCCCGGGGACAAUAUGUUCAAGAGAAUGGCGGAAUUUGGACCUGACUCCGGCGGGAGAGUGAAGGGGGUUACCAUCGUUAAGCCAAUCGUUUAUGGCAAUGUUGCCAGGUACUUUGGAAAGAAGAGAGAAGAAGACGGGCACACUCACCAGUGGACUGUGUACGUGAAGCCCUACAGAAACGAGGAUAUGUCAGCAUAUGUGAAGAAGAUCCAGUUUAAAUUACACGAAAGCUACGGCAAUCCUCUAAGAGUCGUCACCAAGCCUCCAUAUGAAAUCACAGAAACAGGAUGGGGUGAAUUUGAAAUCAUCAUCAAGAUAUUUUUCAUUGACCCCAACGAGAGACCUGUGACUCUGUACCACUUACUGAAGCUCUUCCAGUCUGACACCAAUGCCAUGCUGGGGAAGAAAACAGUGGUUUCAGAGUUCUAUGACGAAAUGAUAUUUCAAGACCCAACGGCAAUGAUGCAGCAGCUGCUUACGACGUCUCGCCAGCUGACAUUGGGAGCCUAUAAGCACGAAACAGAGUUUGCAGAACUUGAAGUGAAAACCAGAGAAAAAUUAGAAGCUGCCAAGAAAAAAACAAGCUUUGAGAUUGCGGAGCUUAAGGAGAGAUUAAAAGCAAGUCGUGAAACUAUAAACUGUUUAAAAAAUGAAAUCAGGAAGCUUGAAGAAGACGAUCAGACGAAAGACAUUUGAGCAACUGGCGGUAAGUCGGCUGCAGAGCCGGGGCGCCGCGGAGGGACUUGCCACAGACGCUGCGGUGUUUCUGGGAGGAGCUGCGAGCGCGGUCCCCAGCCGGCCGUGGCUUUCUCAGAGAGGACUCCAGGUACCCACACUGUCAGGCUGCCUCCCGGGGCACAUGUGUGCUCUAAGACUCGAUGCUGGGUAGCAUUCCACGACGUUAAGCACAACUUUUAAAGUGUUUGUUUUGUUUUAAAUUGAACUCUAUGUGUAGUUUAUCCUCCUCAGGCAGGCGUAGCGGUUGUGUUGUAAAGUCUAACGUGUGCGGGUUUUGUACCUCUCUCCUAGGUAGGAUUAGUGACUGGUAUGUGUGUUUAGUUCUUCAGGUCCACAUCUGCCCCGGUCUACCUCUUUUGUAUAUGAUGUAUCUAGGAAGUGUUUAAUAAAUGUAGUUUACUGCUCCUGUGUCUGCCUCUUGUGACUUCUCCAAUCACUUUACCGCCUUGUGUUUGCAAAUAAAUGUUAUUCUUUGAGAAUUUUA